CCCAUUACAAUGAAAAGGAUUUCUAUAUUCUUCAUAAAAGAGCAAAAUAAAAGUAAAUCUUUUAUGAUAACCCAAAAUAUAUUUCGAGUCAUAACUGUCUUUUUAUUAUAACCUAUUUUUAAUCUAUGAGACACCACAACAGUCCAACACAACCCUAUCUUUUAUACGUUUUUGCUUAGGGUUUUUCCUUUAACUCUCUUAUUUUUUUAGUAGUUCGAUCUCUAUUUCAAAGAGACUCGCAUGAUCUGGUUUUUUAGUUCACGUUUAUAAAAUUAAGAGUUCUCAAACCUUUCCUUGAAUUUGUUUCCACUUUUGCUUGCUGAAUCUGAUCUUUGCAAACAAUAUGUCACGUAUACGAAAACGAUUGGCGUCGAUCUUUCCGACUUUUGGGGUCGGAAAUAUGAUCAGAUAUGCUUAUAAACUAGCAAGGGAAGCAAUAGUUUCUGAUAUUAGCAGGCUUGUGAAUCGUCCUCGCCAAGCCAAGGCUACCCUCAAAAGGACUUGCAGUAUCUGUUUAGAUGAUGAUAUUAAUGCUAAUCAGAUGUUUUCCAUUAAUAAAUGUCGUCAUCAAUUCUGUUACGAGUGUAUGAAACGACAUAUAGAGGUGAGGCUACUCGAGGGGAGUGUGAUUAGUUGUCCUCAUUACAGCUGCAAGUCUAAGCUGAGUUUUGGAAACUGUGUCAAUCUUUUGUCACCUAAACUAAGAAAGAUGUGGCAACAAAGGAUCAAAGAGGACUCUAUUCCUGUUAAACAGAGAAUUUAUUGUCCAAACCGGACGUGCUCCGCUCUAAUGUCGGUAAACGAGCUCUCUAAAUCUACUAAAGAAGCUGGAGUUAGGAGAUACUUUUCUAGAUCUACUAAAGAAGCUAGAGUUAGAAGAUACUGCUUGGAAUGCGGUCAAGUCUUUUGCAUCAACUGUAAAGUUAGAUGGCAUAGUAACUUGUCGUGCCACGAUUACAAGAGACUGGGUCCAAAUCCUACUGCUGAUGAUAUAAAGCUUAAAGUUUUAGCAAAUCAGAAAAGGUGGCGUCAAUGUGAAAAGUGCAAACACAUGAUCGAACUUUCGGAAGGAUGCAUCAAAGUAACCUGCAGGUAUAUCACCUCUAUUAAUAACAUUCAAACUUGGUUAUAUAUGUUUUAAUCAUUGCAUUUUUAUCGUAGAUGUGGACAUAAGUUUUGCUACGAAUGUGGAGCCAAGGCUGGAGGUUGCCGUCAUGCUCUUUUCCAUAUGUAUCUCCCAAUGCAACAACAGUCCCCGUUACCACCGAGGCCACCACUUUUGCCAUUACUGCAGAGGCCACCACUUUUGCCAUUACCGCCCAUGGCGCAUCCACCAGUGUGGCUUACCAUCUUGUGCUUUGUUCUCAUUUGUUACUUAUUUUAUAUUUUUUUGGCUUCAUAAAAUAGUAUGAUCGAUUUUGUGGGUAAGCCGGUAAGGGACUAAGGGAUUACUAGUUACAAGAAAAAUCAGAAUAUAAAACGAGAUCUUACGAUA
Molecule: messenger RNA, 1495 nt
Organism: Arabidopsis lyrata subsp. lyrata
Lineage: Eukaryota; Viridiplantae; Streptophyta; Magnoliopsida; Brassicales; Brassicaceae
Product: E3 ubiquitin-protein ligase RNF144A
Exons: 1
Coding region: 344-1141 (265 amino acids)
Biological process (GO): positive regulation of proteasomal ubiquitin-dependent protein catabolic process; ubiquitin-dependent protein catabolic process; protein polyubiquitination
Cellular component (GO): cytoplasm; ubiquitin ligase complex
Molecular function (GO): zinc ion binding; ubiquitin protein ligase activity; ubiquitin conjugating enzyme binding
Source: RefSeq, a predicted model, not a curated record